Pelmatolapia mariae (spotted tilapia) is the source of this 714-nucleotide messenger RNA. RefSeq names its product CD109 antigen-like. The transcript has 7 exons. The record is from RefSeq and is a predicted model, not a curated record. Bases 1 to 714 code for a protein of 237 amino acids. Gene Ontology annotation, molecular function: endopeptidase inhibitor activity. Lineage: Eukaryota; Metazoa; Chordata; Actinopteri; Cichliformes; Cichlidae.
AUGAUGCUGGUCUCUCCCCAGGCAAAGCCCCCUGGGGCCCUGGCAGGAGGACAGGAGGAGGAGCUUGGUCACUCAGGUACAGGUCCAGAGGUGGUGCACGCUGGCACGCCGACUCCUCUGGCCGUCACCGUGUUCGCAGACUUCCCGGGCACGGUGACAGCUGAAUUGGGACGUGGAAGCACCAAAGUAUCGCUGACCGAAGACUUCCAAGAAGGUUUGACGAGUGUCCUCACGCUUCCUCCUAUUCCUGACUCCUUAACCCAGAAUUCCGUCUUAAACCUGACGGUGCGGGGCUACAAAGGAAACAGUGUCAUUUUCACCAACACCACCACCCUAACCUUCAGUCCCAGGAACGUGUCCACCUUCAUCCAGACUGACAGAUCCCGUUACUAUCCAGGGGACACAGUCAAAGUCAGAGCCAUGUGUGUUCAGCUGGAUAACCGUCCAUACAAGGACAGAGUGGAUCUCUCUGUACGGGAUCCCAGUGGGAAUAUCGUUGACAGGUGGGAGUCCACGGCCAAUCUGGGAAUUGUGUUGCGAGAAUUCCAUUUGUCCCAGACGGCUCCUCUUGGACGUUGGGUGAUCGCAGCUACUGUGAAUGGUGCGACUGACGAGAAGCAGUUUGUUGUGGAGCUUUAUGGUAACGUGCAUAUCAAUUUAUUCCAAUAUAAUCGUGAUGGUUUAUGUUCGAUCGGUCAGUUUGAAUCAUUCUGA